AUGGAGAAAGGAAAAAUAGAUAUGGCAAAACAACUCGAUAAUCGGUGCAAAUGGCUUGAGGAAAAAUUCAAAGCAAUGGAAGCUACUGAUUACUGUGGCGGGAUCGACGCCAAGGACUUAAGCUUGGUCCCAGAUCUGAACAGUUUGAUCGGAUCUGCGGCCAAGUGGUAUAACCAGCUCAGCCGUGCCCAAAUUGGUUCAUGGAAAGACUUGGCUCAAGCUUUCAUAAAACAAUACGGUCACGUGACGGACAUAGCACCUGACAGAAUCACCCUACAAAAUAUGGAAAAGAAGCCGAGUGAAACCUUCAAACAGUAUGCACAACGGUGGAGGGAAAUAGCGAUGCAAGUUCAGCCACCCCUCUUGGAGAAGGAAACGACCAUGCUAUUUAUCAACACUCUAAAGGCCCCAUUCAUUAACCACAUGUUAGGAAGUGCUACUAAAAGCUUCUCAGACAUAGUAAUGUCCGGGGAGAUGAUAGAAAACGCGGUGAGAUGUGGGAAAAUUGAAGCGGGAGAAAGUGCCAAAAGAUCGGCUCCUAGAAGGAAAGAAAGUGAAGUAAACAAUGCAAGCAUAUACAAUAAAAGUUAUUCCAAGCCAGUCACAGUGAGCCAACCAAGGGCAGUGACUACUAGCCAUCAGGGCCUUACAAGACAGGAUUCCAACCCAAGGCCUAGCACAGAAAGAGUUCAAUUCACGCCAAUUCCAAUGACGUAUAAAGAGCUUUACAAGAACCUGUUCGACGCACAUGUAGUGUCCCCAUUUUACCUAAAACCCAUGCAACCUCCAUUCCCUAAGUGGUAUGACGCAAACGCUCAAUGCGAAUACCAUGCAGGGAUCUUGGGACACACAAUUGAAAACUGCACGGCCUUCAAGAAAUUGGUCGAAAGGUUCAUAAAGAUGGGCAUUGUGAAGUUCGAUGAUCCCACAGGACCUAAUGUGGUGGGAAAUCCGUUACCCAGUCAUUCAGAUAAAGGGGUAAACGCGAUAGUCGAAAACGAAGGGAGGAGAACCAAGAUAGAUGUAUCAGAGGUAAAGACUCCAUUGAAGUGGGUUUGGAAGAAAAUGGUAGAAGAAGGUUUACUUACACAAGGUUUAGGGAAGAAGCCUGAAGGAGGGAAAUACUAUUGUGAAUUCCACGACGAGGAAGGGCAUGAGAUCCAAAAGUGCAAUAAAUUCAGGGCUCUGGGAGAAGAUGUGUGCACGUCAGAGCAAGGGCCAACCAACAAUGUCCGAGGGGUCAAUCACCCGGUCGUAAUUAUAUCCCGACCAAGAGUCAAUGAAGUCGGAGUACCAAUUGCGCCAAAGGUCAUAAUUCGAAAGCCUGUUGCUUUCCCUUAUAAGGAUAGCAAAAGGGUUCCUUGGAAUUACGACUGCAAUGUAACGAUCCCGGGAGGGGAGAAUCCAGUUGUCGCUUUGGAGAAAGGUCAAGACGAAGGUUUCUAUACACGCAGCAGAAGGCGUUAUACUCCGAAUACAAAGGCAGAAUCAGCUAAAGGAGAAUCCGUGGUCAUUGAACAAGAAAAGGAAAAGACGACCAGACCUGAAUCACCUGUCAAUGAGCCUGUAACUGAAAAAGAGGCUAAGGAAUUCUUAAAAUUCUUAAAACACAGCGAGUACAGCGUUGUGGAGCAAUUGCACAAACAGCCAGCUCGUAUAUCCGUACUAGCCUUGCCUUUGAGUUCAGAUACUCACCGAAAUGCAUUGAUGAAGGUUUUAAAUGAAACAUAUGUUGCGGAUGACAUCUCUGUCAACAAACUCGAUCGCCUAGUCAAUAACAUCAGCGCGGAUAAUUUUAUUUUCUUUAAUGAUGAUGAAAUACCAUCGGGAGGCAUGGGAUCUACAAAGGCCCUACACAUUACCACUCGCUGCAAAGGAUACACAUUGCCGGGGGUAUUGAUUGAUAAUGGAUCGGUAUUGAAUGUCAUGCCCCUGUCCACGUUAAAUAGGUUGCCAGUGGAUAACUCUCACAUGAAGACAUGUCAAAACGUCGUGAGAGCGUUUGACGGUACGGAAAGAAAAGUGAUGGGAAGGAUCGAGAUACCUCUCUUGAUUGGCCCAAAUACAUACGAGGUAGACUUCUUGGUAAUGGACAUCAAGCCAUCAUACAAUUUUCGUUGGGGAGACCGUGGAUUCACUCGGCGAAGCGAUCUGUCGUCCCUACACCAAAAGUUGAAGUUGGUAAUCGAGGUAGAUGAUGAGGCGAUAGAGUGUUCUUUUCGAUCACUAGAAUUUGUCAAUGCUACAUUCAUCGUUGAAGGAAACAAGAUCCCAGCACCUAGAAUAUCCAAAACCACAAGGAUGGGCCUACGAUUAACUGUUGGCAAAUGA
This is a messenger RNA of Gossypium arboreum, 2331 nucleotides long. RefSeq lists its product as uncharacterized. Bases 1 to 2331 code for a protein of 776 amino acids. The transcript is spliced from 4 exons. Lineage: Eukaryota; Viridiplantae; Streptophyta; Magnoliopsida; Malvales; Malvaceae. The record is from RefSeq and is a predicted model, not a curated record.